This is a messenger RNA of Letharia lupina, 372 nucleotides long. RefSeq lists its product as uncharacterized. The record is from RefSeq and is a predicted model, not a curated record. Lineage: Eukaryota; Fungi; Ascomycota; Lecanoromycetes; Lecanorales; Parmeliaceae. The transcript is spliced from 2 exons. Bases 1 to 372 code for a protein of 123 amino acids.
AUGGCACCUCCGAAGGCAACACAGCCCUACCUACGAAUGAAGGCACUUGGAAUUGAUCAGCUCGGUAACUUCGAUCCAUUUGGGGUUCUCGGGUUCUCUCGAGAUGAUCCAGCUCCCAAUCUGGCUUCGAUCAUCGCUCGAAACACUUCGAGCUCCAACGGUUGUGCGGUGAACGAAAACAUCUGUUACAUGGCAACCAUGACCUCAAUGAUGGGACUGAACCCAAAAAAACCUGUCGAAAGCACUAUUGGCUGUCUCAAACGUGCCCAAAUUGAGCAGGCAGUUGGAUAUCCAAGAUGCUUCAGCAUAGACAAAGAGAAAGCGAAGCGUGAAAAGAAGGACGACAAGGACAAGCCAAAAAGCGACGCUUGA